This is a messenger RNA of Hordeum vulgare subsp. vulgare (domesticated barley), 1149 nucleotides long. RefSeq names its product probable indole-3-pyruvate monooxygenase YUCCA11. The transcript is spliced from 4 exons. The record is from RefSeq and is a predicted model, not a curated record. Lineage: Eukaryota; Viridiplantae; Streptophyta; Magnoliopsida; Poales; Poaceae. Gene Ontology annotation, molecular function: NADP binding; flavin adenine dinucleotide binding; monooxygenase activity. The coding region runs from base 1 to 1149 and encodes 382 amino acids.
AUGGAGAAUGUCACAAUGUUGAUUGUUGGUGCUGGGCCAGCAGGCCUCGCGACAGCAGCAUGCCUUAGCCAAUUCUCCAUUUCUCAUGUCAUCGUCGAGCGCGAGAACUGCAGUGGGUCACUCUGGCGGCACCGUGCCUACGAUCGCCUCAAGCUGCAUCUUGGAAAGGAAUUCUGUGAGUUACUACACAUGUCAUACCCAGCAGAUGCAACAACAUACAUACCAAAAAACAUGUUUGUCAAGUACUUGGAUGACUACAUUGAGCAUUUCAAUAUCCAACCAAAAUAUCUCACCAGUGUGGAGUCAUGCAUAUAUGACAAUGAUAAAAAGUGCUGGUCUAUCAAGGCGCUGGACAUGGCAAAGUGCAUGACAACCGAUUUCACAACACAGUUUCUUGUUAUGGCUACUGGUGAGAAUAGCGCAGAGAAUAUCCCAAUGGUCUCCGGCCUGCAAUCUUUUCCGGGUGAGACCAUCCAUUCACGAAACUACAAGUCAGGCGAAAGAUUUUAUGGGAAAAAGGUGUUGGUCAUUGGAUCCGGUAACUCUGGGAUGGAAAUUGCUUAUGACCUUGCAUCUCAUGGUGCCAAUUCCUCGAUUGUUAUACGAAGCCCGAUUCAUGUAAUGACCAAGGAAUUAAUCCGACUGGGGAUGACACUAGCUCGUCAUCUUCCACUGCAUCUAGUGGAUAACCUCCUUGUGAUGGGUGCAAAUUACAUAUUUGGAGACCUAUCAAGGUAUGGCAUCACGCGGCCAAAAUUGGGUCCAAUGAGCCUUAAAUCAAGAACUGGCAGGUCAGCGGUAAUUGAUGUUGGGACUGUUGGUUUAAUUAAGAAAGGCAUCAUCAAAGUUCAAAGAGAGGUCACUAACAUCAAGGGCAGAACUGUUGAAUUUCAAUGUGGAAACAAAGUUUCAUUCGACGCGAUUGUCUUUGCAACGGGAUACAAAAGCACGACAAACAUUUGGAUCAAGAACAAUGAGAGCAUGCUAAAUGAAAAUGGAAUGCCAAUCAAAGAAUACCCCAAACAUUGGAAAGGUGAAAAUGGACUAUACUGCACUGGUUUAGCAAGGACAGGAUUGGCCGGUAUUGCUAUGGACGUCAAGAAUAUCGCCAAUGACAUUAAUGAUAUGAUAGGCUCUUUCUCCAACUAA